Messenger RNA from Trichoderma aggressivum f. europaeum, 1155 nucleotides. RefSeq lists its product as uncharacterized. The transcript has a single exon. The record is from RefSeq and is a predicted model, not a curated record. Bases 1 to 1155 code for a protein of 384 amino acids. NCBI's taxonomy places the organism in Eukaryota, Fungi, Ascomycota, Sordariomycetes, Hypocreales, Hypocreaceae.
AUGACGAUGGAGAUGGCGAGUUGUGAAAAGAACCCGAGUUCUGAGGAGACUGCGAAUAUCCUCGAGGGUCAUUGCUGUGGUGGGAUUGAUGUGUAUAGGUGGGGUUGUAUCCUCCUCGGUAACUGCUCCGAGACGUCAUGUCGUCGUCAAUGUCGGACCGCGAUGCGUGAUGCGGUUCGGAAAAUUCUUUGCCUCGGUUUCGAUCACGAUGGGCGACAGGAGAUGCAGGCCUUUGGUCUCGAUUGGCUUGUCGGUAGUCGCCGUCGAUUCGCGACCGGUCGUCAGUGGCAGUGCGGACCGUCAAUGUUGGCUCGGCCACACGUGACUGCGAAUCUCUACGGGUGGACAAUGAAUGCCGACUGCUGGCAGGGAGUGGCGACCGUCUCCGCGAUGGGCUUCGAGCUGUUUCGGGCUUGUGACGGUGACGUGAGUCGCGUCGGGAAUGUCUCCUGUCGGCUUCAGAUCUUGUCGGAGAGCGGGAGAGAGAUCGUCGUCUCGAGUGGUGGCGGGCUUCGUCGUCGACUCGGGAAGGAGAUUUGUGGGAAGAGCGAUGGUGACGCGGUGAGGGGCCUCGGCGAUCGGGAGAAUGGUGUCUUCGUCUCUUGGACUCGGGCUUGGAGCCUUGAUCUCGACCGCGCGGUGGCGGACUGUGCGCCUUCUUGUAGCGUUUCCGACGUGACGAGCUCAGAGACCGGCUGCGGCUGCGGCUUCGACUUCUAUGUCGCUUGGAGGAGGACGGCGAGCCGAGUCCCCCACGGUCACGAUCUCGGUCUCGAUCUCGGCCUCGCUCACGGCUACGGCUACGGCUACCCCGAGUCGUCUUGGCCUUGGCUUCAGAGGAACGCGCCUUGCUCUCACGAUAGCGAGGGAUCAGGUCGUCCGAAUCGGCAAGCGGGCGCGAGGAUGCAGGCCUCUCCCGCCGGGAAUAUUCCCGGCUGCGGUCUCGUGAGCGAUGCCGGUGCGCUGGCGCCGAGUCUCUGGGGCGAUGGUGCUGGCGAGAGGCGUAAUCCGAGCUGUGACGGGCCCCGUGGGGAGGAGAUCCUGGUCGAUCCGAGGAUGUCACUCCUCUGCCAGAUCGAGGCCGUUCUCUGUAAUCAUAGCUUCCUCCGUCGUCUCUCAUGGCAGCAUGUCGAGGGCGACGCGGAGGCGAUGUAG